CAAUACAAAUACAAUAUUACAUAUGUACUAUAUCUAGUACGGCAUCCAGGAAAGGAACUUAGAGGGACAGAUGGUGGUAGACUUUGCAAAAAGGAUGCAAAUGGCUCUAGUGAACCCGUUUUUCCAGAAGAGGCAUGAACAUAGGGUGACCUACAAGAGCGGAGGUAGAAGCACGCAGGUGGAUUACAUCUUGUGCAGACGAUGUCAUCUGAAGGAGGUUACCGACUGUCAGGUAGUGGUGGGGGAGAGUGUGGCUAGACAGCAUAGGAUGGUGGUGCGUAAGAUGACUGGUGGUGGGGAGGAAAAUUAGGAAGACAAAGGCAGAGCAGAGAACCAUGUGGUGGAAGCUGAGACAGGACGAGUGUUGUGCAGCUUUUCGGGAAGAGGUGAGACAGGCUCUCGGUGGACAGGAGGAGCUUCCAGAAGACUGGACCGCUACAGCCGAGGUGAUCAGAGAGGCAGGCAGGAGAGUACUUGGUGUAUCUUCUGGUAGGAAAGGAGAGAAGUCGACUUGGUGGUGGAACCUCACAGUGCAGGAAAUCAUACAAGGAAAAAGGUUAGCUAAGAAGAAGUGGGACAUUGAGAGGAACGAGGAGAGGUGAAAGGAAUACAUUGAGAUGCAACACGGGGAAAAGGUAGAGGUGGCAAAGGCCAAACAAGAGGCAUAGGAUGACAUGUAUGGCAGGUGGGACACUAAAGAAGGAGAAAAGGAGCUAUACAGGCUGGCCAAACGGGGGGCUAGAGAUGGAAAGGAUGAGCAACAGGUUAGGGUGAUUAAGGAUCGAGAUGGAAAUUGCUGACUGGUGGCAGCAGUGUGCUCGCUAGAUGGAAAGAAUACUUUGAGGAGUUGAUGAAUGAGGAAAAUGAGAGAGAAGGGAGAGUCGAAGAGGCAAGUGUGGUGGACCAGGAAGUGGAAAUGAUUAGUAUGGGGGAAGUUAGAAAGGCACUAAAGAGGAUGAAAAAUGGAAAGGCAGUUGGUCCUGAUGAUAUUCCUGUGGAGGUAUAGAAGCAUCCAGGAGAGGUGGCUGUGGAGUUUUUGACCAGCUUGUUCAAUAGAAUUCUAGUGGGUGAGAAGAUGCCUUAGGAAUGGAGGAAAAGUGUGCCGGUGCCCAUUUUUAAGAACAAUGGUGAUGUGCACAGCUGUGGGAACUACAGAGGAAUAAAGUUGAUUAGCCACACAAUGACGUUAUGGGAAAGAGUAGUGGAGGCUAGACUCAGGACAGAAGUGAGUAUUUGCGAACAACAGUAUGGUUUCAUGCCUAGAAAGAGUACCACAGAUGCAUUAUUUGCCUCGAGGAUGUUGAUGGAAAAGUACAGAGAAGGUCAGAUGGAGCUACGUUGUGUCUUUGUAGAUCUAGAGAAAGCCUAUGACAGAGUACCCAGAGAGGAACUGUACUGUGUCACAGAGAGUUUAAGGUGGAGGUGGGACUGCAUCAGGGAUCAGCCCUGAGCCCCUUCCUUUUUGCAGUGGUGGUGGAUAGGCUGACAGAUGAGGUUAGACUGGAAUCCCCGUGGACCGUGAUGUUCACAGAUGACAUUGUGAUCUGCAGUGAAAGCAGGGAGCAGGUGGAGGAACAGUUAGAAAGGUGGAGGCAUGGACUGGAAAGCAGAGGAAUGAAGAUUAGCCGAAGUAAGACAGAAUAUAUGUUCAUGAAUUAGGGGGGGAAGGGGGAAGAGUGAGGCUACAGGGAGAAGAGAUAGCAAGGGUGGAGGACUUGAAAUACUUGGGGUCAACUGUCCAGAGCAAUGGGGAGUGUGGUCAGGAAGUGAAGAAACGGGUCCAAGCAGGUUGGAACAGGUGGAGGAAGGUGUCAGGUGUGUUAUGUGACAGAAGAGUCUCUGCUAGGAUGAAGGGCAAAGUUGCUAAAACAGUGUUGAGGCCAGCCAUGAUGUACGGAUUAGAGGCAGUGGGAAUGAAGAGACAACAGGAAGAAGAGCUGCAGGUGGCGGAAAUGAAGAUGUUGAGGUUCGCUCUCGGAGUGACCAGGUUGGAUCAAAUUAGAAAUGAGCUCAUCAGAGGGAGAGCCAAGGUUCGAUGUUUUGGAGACAAAGUUAGAGAGAGCAGACUUGGAUGGUUCGGACACGUCCAGAGGAGAGAGAGUGAGUAUAUCGGUAGAAGGAUGAUGAGGAUGGAGAUGCCAGGCAAGAGAGCGAGAGGAAGACCAAAGAGAAGGUUGAUGGAUGUCGUGAGGGAAGACAUGAGGGCAGUUGUUGUUGGAGAGGAGGAUGCAGGAGAGAGGCGUACAUGGAAAAGGAUUACGCUUUGUGGCGACCCCUGACGGGACAAGCCCAAAGGCAAAGAAGAAGACUAUAUCUAGAUCAAGAAUUUGACAUGAAUGCACUGAAUAUACAAUCAUAGAUCAAUAAAAUAAAUCUAUUAUCAGACGAGAUUUAGCAUCAUAGCUCAAUAAAGUAGAAUCAGAUCAGGUGGAACGUGACCUCUCUGGCAGGGACGAGAUAGCUUGGGCCGUGCCGGCGGUCCGCUCCGGAGUUGCCGAGUUUGCGUCCCUGCACAAGUUGGGUUCACGUUGUCAUGAGGCUCGGACUCCGCCAAAGCUGCCCUUUGUCACUGAUUCUGUUCGGAACUUUUCUGGACUGAAUUUUUCGGCGCGGCCAAGGCGUUGAGGGCAGAGGGGGGAGUAAGUCACAUUUGUGCGAGUCCCAAGUCAUAACCUUCAAGUCUCAAUCAAGCAAAUCCCAAGUCACAACCUUCAAGUCCCAAGUCAUAACCAAGUCUCAAGCAAGUCCCAAGUCACUGCGGGGGAAAAAAAUCAAGUCACAAGUGAAGUCAUACAAUCUUGCUCCAGUCGGAACAUAUAUUGGGCUAGUAAUUAAAUAUUUUCUCAAAAUUUCGGCCGAAGUCCGCUGGAAUGGGCUUCACACCCUGCAACCCUGAAUAGAAUAGGCGGUACUGAGAAUGGAUGGAUGGUUCCAAAACGGGGUUAGGGUUUCAAAUGAGGCUUUCAAAAGAAUUUUAGGGCUUCAAAUUAGGCUUUCAAAACGGGUUUGGGUCAAAAUUUGGUUUUAAAACGAAUUCUGGGCUUUCAAAUGACAGUUUCAAACCAGGAUUAGGGUUUCAAAUUAUUAGUGUUUAAAGUGAGUUUUAGGGUUACAAAUCAGAGUUUCAAAACAGGAUUAGGGUUUAAAAAGAGUUCUAGUGUUCCAAAUUAGGGCUUCAAAACGGGGUUAGGGUUUGAAAUUCAGGUUUCAAUUUAGGGUUUCAAAAGAGCAAUUUAGGGUUUCAAAAGGGGGUUUGGUUUUCAAAAUAGGGUUUAAAAUGUUUUAGGGUUUCAAAACAGGCUUAUGGUAUCAAAAGAGUUCUAGGGUUUGGCCUGGGUGGGGGUGACGGAGGUGGGUCAUUAUUUCCCCGUGAGCGUCGCUUUUACCAUAGAGUGCAGUUUUCUUUGUAGCUUGCUCGCUUUUGCGCUGAUUCGCUAGCUAGCAACCAAUCCGAGUGAUUCAUUGUCACAGUUGGGCCACGGCAUUUUGCGCUGAUGAGCCGAUGACGCGUCAGCCAAUUAGUGCGGCGCGUUCUGACGUAGUGCAAUCGGGAAAGACCGAACUGGCCGUAAAUCUGAUCCACACUGAGAGACGUUGCGCCCUCUUCGGUGUCAAAAGCGUCACUGGCAGCGCAGAAAGUGCUGGCGAGGGGAGGGUUCAAAGGUCAUGGUGAUGUUUGGACACCGCAGGUCACUGAACGACGGUGCGCACACGCACGCACCCGUCAUCUGCUCAGAUCGGCGCUCGGCCCCAAAGAUCCCGAUCGUGUUGAAGCGUCUUUGAACUUCCAAAUGAGAAACGACUCAAUUCCCUGAAACAAAGGAAAGGAAUUUUGGAAAUUGGGGGCGACUGAACUUCUUCAACAAUCUGAUUGGCCAUCCACAGGAUGGGCUCAUUCGAUUGGCUGUUCCUUCUAAGCGCCUUGUCGCUGGCGUCGGGCGCCGCCCCCGAGGACCCGUGCGCCAUCAAAGCCAAAGACGUGGCCCCGCAGCCUCGCUGCGUCUACAGAGUCCCCGAGGGCGACGCCCCCGACGACGCGACGGACGACCGGGCCCCGCGGGCCACCAACCCGCGCGUGUGGGAGCUGUCCGCCGCCAACGCACGCUUCGCGCUGUCGCUGUACCGGCAGGUGGCGCUCGGCCGGACACCCGACACCAACCUGUUCCUGUCCCCCCUAGGCGUGUCCGUCGCCUUCUCCAUGACCAAACUGGCCGCCUGCGGACGCACCCUGGAGGAAAUCGUGAAGGUGUUGGAGUUGGACUCGGUGUCGGAGAAGACGUCGGAUCGGGUGCACUUCUACUUCGCCAGGCUCCUGUGUCGCUUGCGCAGGCGAAAGGACGCUAGCGACCGGCUGCUGGUGGCCAACCGCCUCUUCGGGGACCGGUCUCUGCGCUUGGACGCCGCCUACCAGAACAUCAGCCGGCAUGUCUACGGGGCCGACGUGAUGGCGCUCGACUUUCGGGGCGAGCCGGAAGCGUCCCGCGCCGCCAUCAACGCUUGGGUGGCCAACGAGACCAAAAACCACAUCCGGGAGGCGCUGCCUGCCGGCGCCGUCGGCGCCGACGCAGUCCUGGUGCUGGUCAACAGCAUCUACUUCAAGGGUCGGUGGCUGAACGAGUUCCACCGGGACAACGUGUACCCCGCCCGCUUCCACGUGGACGCGGGGCGUUCGUGUUCCGUGCGGAUGAUGUUCCAGGAGAACAAGUUCCGUUACGCCCGUCUGCCGGAGCGGCGCCUCCAGCUGUUGGAGAUGGAGUACCGCGGCCGCGACGUCGCCCUCACCCUGCUGCUGCCCGACAGAGGCGACACGCUGGCGCAGGUGGAGGCGGAGCUCGACCUUCCCACGCUGAGCGCGUGGUUGGACAAGAUGGCGGAGACGACCGUGUCGGUGCACCUUCCGCGAUUCCGCCUGGAGGAGAGUCUUCGCCUCAAGGAGGCGCUCAACGCGCUCGGACUGCGCCGCGUCUUCAGCCCGCAAAACGCCAGCCUGCCAGGGCUCCUGGCGGACGGCAGCGAAGGCGUGUACAUCAGCGACGCCUUCCACAAGGCCUUCCUGGAGGUGAACGAGCUCGGCAGCGAGGCGUCGGCGUCGUCCGCCGCGGUGGCGUCGGGAAGAUCCAUCGAGUUGGACGCCCAAGUCUUCGUGGCCGAUCGGCCCUUCCUGCUCCUGAUCCGCGAGACCGCGCUGAACGCCGUCCUCUUCGUGGGCCGCGUGGCGCGCCCCUGUCGACCCUGAGGCGCCCCCGGGCGGGCACGCUCUGUAUUACUUCGAAACCAGAAGACAAAACGCUUCACUCGUGUCUUUGAGCAUCAACAGAAAGACGGAAUUCACACUGUCGUCAUCUGAUUCCCCUGAACAUGCCAGCGAGCUACUUUGAUUCGAAUAUUACGAAACCAGAAACUGAAUCGUUGGUGCAAUUUCUGCAGUCAGUUUGAAAUAAUGUCCUGUUUUUCAAUAAAGGGAUCAAAUGAAAAAUGUUA
Phyllopteryx taeniolatus (common seadragon) is the source of this 5481-nucleotide messenger RNA. It is a transcript of the gene serpinc1, whose product is annotated as serpin peptidase inhibitor, clade C (antithrombin), member 1. The coding region runs from base 3887 to 5236 and encodes 449 amino acids. The record is from RefSeq and is a predicted model, not a curated record. Lineage: Eukaryota; Metazoa; Chordata; Actinopteri; Syngnathiformes; Syngnathidae. Gene Ontology annotation, molecular function: serine-type endopeptidase inhibitor activity. The transcript has 8 exons.